UGUAAGAAACAGACAUGGAGAAACAACCGUCGUUGGACGAGAAACAACUCAGUCGAGUGCAAAAAUUGCUCAAGAACCGUAAAUUGAUUCUUGAACCGGUAGUUGCGAUUCUUUUCUUCGCAAUUUUCUUGUCCGCUCAAGUGAUAACAAAUCACAUCACUUAUCGGGCAUGUCGCAGCGAACUCGGUGAAAGUGAGGAAAUUUGUCGCCAAUUGGAACGAAAAGAUGGCGGAAUGAGUUCAAAAGACUUGGAAACUCGCGUUCAACCUUUCGUGGCUACUUACCAGAGUUACAAAGUUGUCAUCGAAUCACUCGUUCCUGCCUUGAUGAGUCUCUUUGUGGGUGCCUGGUCAGACAAACAUGGAAGGAAAAAAGUUAUUUUCGUCGCUUAUUCCGGUUUCGCUCUUCAGUUUCUUAUCUUUUAUCUGCUUGGAACGAUAUCUAGUGCGAUAAGCUACAGCUGGUAUUUGUUGGCAUCACUACCGAUUGCCGUAACUGGCGGGAAUUGUAUUCUAAUGUCGACUCUGAUGUCGUAUAUGGCUGAUAUUUCGACGGCAGAACAGCGCGCUAAGCGAGUGGCAAGUUUUCAAAUUGGACUUAUCAUCGGAGUUUUUAUGGGAUCCGGAUUUUCGGGACUUUUGAAUAAGACUUUGGGAGCUGUAAAUCUAUUUUUUGUCUCUUUUGUCGUUUUGUUGUUCGGAUUUUUGUAUAUUUUCUUCCGAGUUCCUGAAAGUAUUGAAGUUUCAAGUAAACAUCGUGCCUCGGGACUUAAGGAUUUGUUCAAAACUGACAUGAUUAAGGAAAUGGCGCAUUCCGCUUUUCGUCCACGCAAAAAUCACGAUCGCUUGAUUGUUUGGCUCAUCAUCGCCAACUUCGCCAUCACCAUGUUCCAACAAGAAGGCUCCCAAGGCUUGACUUUCCUUUACACUCGCGAAAAAUUCGGAUGGACUCUCGAAGACUUUUCCGUUCUCGUGAUUAUCGCCACUCUUCUCAUCAUCGUGGGAAGUCAAACGGGACUCGCACUCCAAAAGAAACUCGAAUGGUCCGACACAAAAACCGGCAUUUUUUCGACAUUGUCGCUAGUUUUUUCGAAUUUCCUCAAUGCUCAGUCCACGCAAUCGUGGCACUUGUACGCCGCAAUGUUCUUGGGAAUUUUCAGAGCUUUGCCGGAUACGCUGAACAGAAGUAUUCUCGCUUCAGUGGUAGCUUCGAAUGAAAUUGGGAAAAUAAAUUCGUUGAUUGGCUCGAUUCAAGCAAUUUGUAGUUUGGUGGGAUCGCCGACGUACACGUGGAUUUAUCGACAAACGAUUGAAACGAAUCCAGGAUUUUAUCAUUAUGUGACGGGAUGCUUCUUUUGCUUGAUUGCUCUGUCGUUUGGAGUAAUUCAGUUGCUGCAAAAUGAGGAAAGUGUCAAGAAAGAGAAGAAAAUGGACAAAAAAGUACGUUGAAUGAGGCGAAAUUUAGUAUUCUAGUCAAUUUUUACGAAUAAAAUAUUAGUAAAAAAAAUUUUAGGUUUUUAAAUUUAAUUUUUUUCUAAAUUUUGUAGAAAAUAAAUUAUUUUUUAUAACUUUUUAGGAAAAAAAUAAUAAUUUUUGAUAAUUUUUUAAAUUU
Molecule: messenger RNA, 1611 nt
Organism: Culicoides brevitarsis
Lineage: Eukaryota; Metazoa; Arthropoda; Insecta; Diptera; Ceratopogonidae
Product: probable peptidoglycan muropeptide transporter SLC46
Exons: 4
Coding region: 15-1448 (477 amino acids)
Biological process (GO): transmembrane transport
Cellular component (GO): membrane
Molecular function (GO): transmembrane transporter activity
Source: RefSeq, a predicted model, not a curated record